CAUAUCAUGAUCUGAUCACCAUGCUCAAUAUAUCCCAUAUGCAUGGGGGUAUUGGGAUAACGAUACAAAAGGUUUGCUAGGGCAGGUCCUCUCUCACUUAGACUCAGCCCCCCGAAACAAAUCCCACCCCUGGAAUCAAAAUCCUGGCUAGGGGCCUGGAAGCAAUCCAAAAUCCCAUUGGCUUUUAUAGCCGCCGCAUGGAAAUUAUCGCUUGUCAUAGAUGUGGGCGAAACGUCAGGAGAGAAUGCUUCUGGAACAUGGCCAUGGAGCCCGGAAAACAUACAACAGCCUCUCAGGGAUUCUGGGUGACAGAGGGAGACUCCGCAGCCUCAAGGUCACGCUCUCAGAGAAAGAGGAACUGAGGCGACGUCUUUCGCUCCCAACAGCCUGAGCGCUUUGCCGCGCUUUGCCACGCUUUGCUGCCCCUAUCCUACCCCAUUCCCUUUGCUUGCUUGCUUCCUCCCUCCCACGGAGCAUGCGCGCAACUGCGCUCUCCCUCUCUCCCGCUGUCACUCGGCGUCCGUCCGCCUCCGCCAGAGCAUCCCCGCAGGCGCGAAGCAAGCCACCAGCCGGGCGAAGGCGCGAAGCCACCCGCCUCAGACUGCGGGGCCCACGGCAUGACGGCGGCGGCGAAGGCGGAGAAGGCGGCGGCUCCUCCUCGCUCCUAACCGUAACAAUAAUGCGAGUCGCGGACCCGAGAGGCCCCGAGUCGCUGCCUCCGCCAUGUCCCCCCCGGCCUCGGCGGCCGCCCUGGCCAGCAGCAGCAGCGAGAGAGGCAGCAGCACCUCGGUGCCUCAGGAGGAGGAGGCGGAGGCGGCGGAGGGCGCCCGCGAGGAGCAGCGACCAGUAAAGCAGUCUCUGAGCAAGUCACUCUGUAGGGAGUCACACUGGAAGUGCCUGGUUCUCUCCCUCCUCAUGUAUGGCUGUAUGGGAGCCAUGACUUGGUGCCAUGUGACUAAGGUGACGCGGCUGACUUUCGAUAGCGCCUACAAGGGAAAAUCCAUGAUGUAUCAUGAUAGUCCAUGCUCUAAUGGUUAUAUCUACAUCCCUUUGGCUUUUCUUGUGAUGCUGUAUGUUGUUUACCUGGUGGAGUGCUGGCAUUGCUAUACCCGCAAUGAACUCCAGUACAAAGUAGAUGUGGAGAGCGUACACGAACGUGUCCAGAGGAUGCAGCAGGCCACACCAUGCAUCUGGUGGAAAGCCAUCAGCUACCAUUAUGUCAGGAGGACUCGCCAGGUCACUCGCUAUCGCAAUGGGGAUGCUUAUACCACCACCCAAGUAUACCAUGAGAGGGUCAACACUCAUGUGGCAGAAGCAGAGUUUGACUACUCUAACUGUGGGGUGAAGGACAUAUCAAAGGACUUGAUUGACCUGGAAAAUUUCCCGGCCACUCGUCUUCGCUUCACCAAGUGCUUCAGUUUUGCCAAUGUGGAGUCUGAGAAUUCCUAUUUAACUCAGAGGGCACGUUUUUUCACAGAAAAUGAGGGACUGGAUGACUACAUGGAGGCAAGGGAAGGCAUGCACCUCAAGAAUGUAGACUUUAAAGAGUAUAUGGUGGCCUUCUCAGACCCAGACAACCUUCCUUGGUAUGUUUCCCACUAUGUCUUCUGGGUUGCUGCUCUGUUAACUUUGUCCUGGCCCUUGCGAGUUCUGAAUGAAUACCGCACUUCUUUUGUCCACUACCAUGUAGAGAAACUCUUUGGAUUUGAUUAUGUGGCAGUAACUCCAGCUGAAGAACGCCCUUUCUGCCGGAGGAUGCCGAGGGUCAACACUGUGGAUAGUACUGAGCUAGAGUGGCAUAUCCGAUCCAACCAGCAGCUGGUGCCCAGCUACUCAGAGGCUGUCCUCAUGGACUUGGUGGGGUUGUCUAGUUGCACUACUUAUUCUUCGUGCCGCUAUGGAAGCUACAGACAAAACUGUGAGCAGUGUCAUAGGACUAUAAGCAGCUCAUCCAUCUUCUCCCGAAGCGCCCUCAGUAUUUGCAAUGGCAGUCCCAGGAUCCCCUUUAGCAGCAGCCGUUUCUCACUUGGGCGCCUCUAUGGCUCACGGCGCAGCUGCCUUUGGCAGAGCAGGAGUGGGAGCCUAAAUGAACAGAGCUGCCCGACUGAACAGACCCGCCUGUCCAGCCAAGUCACUGUGGAGGAGGAAGAUCCCCCUCCUUACCAGGAUGCUCUCUAUUUCCCCAUCCUCAUUGUGCAUCGAAAUGAGGGUUGCCUCAACCAUGAUCACCGUCAUCUCCAUCGGAAUGGGUCCUGUGUGGAGACCUCACUGUGAUUGUAUGAGAACUACCCACAAGAAAUGCCCUGUAACCGGAGGUGGUUGUGGGACAGAUAGGGUAUAGCACAGGAACAGAGGUCCCAACUGUCAGUUAUGUCAGACAAGAUUGUUCCUCCUCAUGAUCUUAUGGAGGACUCAAGAGCUCCUGAGUCCCGUUUUGGCUCUGUAAGCCUGUAAUGGCUUUGUUCCAAGGUAGGCAGCUUGCAGGAACCACAGCACAGAAUUUCAGAUGGAUAACCAUAUACAAAAAAUUCUAAUUAAAUUAUUUUAAAAAGUAGAAAGGAGAACCAGUGACAGUGAGAGUACUGGAGUUGUUUCUUUCCAACUCUGUCUCCAACUAGCCAAACCACCUAUCAGGAACUGCCUUUGUGGGCUGCUAUUCCAGCUUAGUACAGCAGAUGAAUCCAUUGGCAGUAUGGCAUGUUUCCUUCUCAAGUCAAAUACUAGUGCUGUUUUUCCAGCCAGAAGGAGCUGAAAAGUAGUUGAGAAGCAGCUACAAGUCAGGCCUUUUUCCUUUUUUUCAAGACCAUGCUCCGACUGUUACACUGUUCUUAGCUGCUGAGGACAUAAGAUCUUAGGACAUUUUCUUGGAAAGCCUUGAUGUUUCACAUCUGAGAAUCAACAUCUCAUAGCUAAAGCUUAAAGCAUUCAGCCCACCUUCCUUUCUUUUUUUGUGGCAGCAAAAAAGCAAGAGUGAACAGGGAACUUCCAAAGGAUAUCCCAAACGUUAAUACAGUCUUGAAUCCAAGUCCAGGAGAAAGCCCAGUGUACAAAGUAAGCCAAAGAAUUUGCCAUGUGUGUGUCCAGUGUGUGCUGCUGGCAUUGCGUUGGGUAUCAUGAGGAAAUAGGCAUCAGUGGUGAACUUGGGAUAUAUGAAGUGAGUGAAACCUAGCCACAAUGGAGAUGGGGAAAAGUCUCAUGGGAGGUUCUGAGUGGUACAGCUGAAGUUUAUCUAUUAAUAAUACAGGAAUACAUUGGUGUGAAGGCACAGUGUUCGCGUGUGACUAGGGUGAAGCUGUCUUGCUUGUUGGGAUAUGAAAUAAUGCAUUUCAUUCUAAGAAAUGAAAUAUAAGUUAGAAGCAGUAAAGGGUGUGUGUGAAAGAGAAAUUAUAGAGGGAGAUGUCUUAAUCCUGUAUUUUCUAGGUAAAAGAAAGUGUGCAAACAGCUAUAGAAAUAAAAUUUAAUUAGUAAUGUUUCUUGGGACAAAUUAUGAUAAAGCAGGUUUGUAGAUGAGGAUGUCUACAUCUGGUCCUACUAGCUAAAAUUUACAAAAGCAGAAACCGGGGAGUAUCCAGUGGAAUCCUGCAAACAGGAAUUCAUAGUUUGGAUGCUCUAAACUGUGUUCAUACAGUCUUGUUAAUUUGUUUUCCAAAUUACGCUGCCAUAGGCUGCCACAGAAUACCAGUGUCUCGUGCCAUUCUAGUAUUCUGGUUUAACAUAGACUUUGCUAAUUCCCAAGACAGGAAUAUACAAACCUCUGGUUUCCCUUUGAUAGGCCUCAGAGUUAUAAUUUUAAACCAGGAAUUAUCAAGGUAUUGCUUGCAGGCCACACACAGGCCCCAUCUACAUUGCCAUAUAAUCCAGUUCCUGAAUCCAGAUUAUCUGCUUUGAACUGCAUUAUAUGGCAGUGUAGUCUCAUAUAAUUCAGUUCAAAGCAAAUAAUCUAGAUUCCGAAACUGGAUUAUAAAACAGCUUAGAUCGAGCCACCAUCCUCAAGCACACGUUUUCCUCCCCUGGUCCCAAAUCUUUCCCACACAGUCAUUUUCCACUAUUGGAAUAAUCUAAGAGCAGUCGUUUGCAUUAAAAUGAGCUAUAAUGCGCCUGCACCUUAUUUUAAUGCAGUUCUCCACCCGGCUGGUGUUUUGAGGCCACUGCACUCUGAAAUAUUCCUUGAAAUAGAAAGUUGGCCACCAGGUUCCCUAGAAUUUGUCCACUGCCUUAGAUGCACUAUGCAACAUUUUAUGCUUAAUCAAACUGAAACCUAUAUCAAGAAAGAAGUGGGUAGAUUAAGAGCAAACAAGUGGCACAGCAAACAAAAUGAAAAGGCUGUUAGGCUAAAGUUUAAUUAGAUACAGUACACUAGGAUGCAAGAUUGCUUUCCAUUGAGCUAGCCUUUGAAAAUGUAGGAGGGGUGAGGUGAUGAGUCGUCUUUCAGCUUCAUACAUUUGUCAUGCUGAUUUCAAAGGAAAAGCUGAACACUGUUUCCAACCCUUUGGCUUAUUAAUAAGCUUGAUGCUCAUUUUCCCCUCAACUAGUUCCCACUGCUUUCAUUUGUGCAUUUAGUCUGUUAUCCAUUGAAUCUUUAGGCAAUCUGUGUUAUGAAAAAUGAUCAAGUAGGAUUCAGUUUGGAUCCUUCAUGAGGUCCAAUUUAAACCGAGAAUGGGGAAUCUGUGCCCCAUCAAAUGAUGUCAUGCUGGGAGGUCUGGUCCAGUAACAUCUGAAGGACCUUUUCCAUUUCCCAUUCCUGGAUUUUAAACAGUAGCUCCCUUUGUCAGCUUCAUAUACACUAUUGAUUUGUAUGGAAGUAGGAUCUCAUUAUAUCUUUAUGUGGUCCUCUCAAUGUUGUUGGAUAGCAACAUCUUGAGGGCUGCAGUUCCCCACCUCCAUUCUAGGAAGAUAGAUCUGGUGGAAGGGAGACAGAUUUUCACUGUUUUCUUGGAGCAGCUGGAACAGGAUUUAGGUCCUUUUAAUGUGUGCAGGGAUGUGGUGAUGGGAAGACAAACAAUCUAGAACACCUCAGGGUAUUUAUGUGUGCUAAUACAUAUUUUUCAGCUCUUUUAAUCAUCUUUUCAGUCGCACGGACAUAGUUUUUCAAACUUCAUUUUCUUUAUUAUAUGAUUAAUCAUUUCAUUACUAUUCAUAAGUCAUUCAAACAAUUGGUUUCUUCCAUAUUUAAUAUUUGAGUUGUGUUGGUCUUCAUCAUCUGUAUUAUUUAAUCCUAUGGUAAUACAAGCUUCUGUUCUUGAUAACAGUAAAAAAAAGCAUAAACUUUCAUCCUUACAGUCACACUUGUAUCAUGUUAAAAUAUGCAAGCAUUCUAAAACCAGCAUUAGAAAUCAAAUGCUGUUUUGUUUUUGAGAAUUUGAAGGAUCUUUUUGAUACCAUUUCCCUCCAAUUGAUGCAUGUUUUCCCUUUUGCCAAAUCUCGCACACUCUGCAGUCUAACUCCAACCCUUUACUUGGACUAAUCUAUAAAUUGGACACUCAUUGCCUGUUGAUUUUUGCUUCCUUUUUUCCUACAACAUUGUGUAAAUGGUUAACGAUAAAACAAUGUUGUAUGUUUGCUCAUCUAAACAAACUUUGGGAAAAGUUAGUUAUAUAGCUAAAUUGAAUGAAUUCUGACAUUGUCCUGUAUUGUCUAAGAUAAAAGGAUGAUAAAAAUAAAAGAUUCUAUUUAACCAGAUUUUUUAAAAAAAACAUGACCAUGAGGCACAGGAAAUAUGCCUGUAUUCCAAAUACAUGGGUGAAUACUUUGAAUACUUUGAAUCCAGGAAAUUACAAUAGUGUGUGUUAAAAUUACAGCAGAUCCAUGAUAGCAACUGUUGUUUCUUUUGUGAAAAUACAAAACGUUAUUUGUGCAUCUUAUGAAAAUGUAGGCUAAGCCUGGCAUCUGGAAUUACUGGUCUCACAUUCAGUGCACCUUAGAGAAUAUCGUCUGAUCUCUUGUUUAUUUGUGCCUGACAUUAUUAUUCACUUUGGCAAUAGGUUUCAUGGCUUGAUCUGCUUCUAUAGUGACAUAUCUAACCUGAAUGCUCUCAGUUGCAUUUUAAUUGCUAUCUCUUUCAGUGUCUAAAAAGAGCAACCGACAUUUGCCCCCUGUUUGGCUUCUGGAUCUGGCUGUGCAAAAUCUUAUCUCUCCAGAUUUGCUUUCCCUUUAAAAAAUCCAAAUUUUGCUCUGUUCUUUCUUUCCCAAUGGAGUCUUAACACACCACCCACAAACUGGCAUCAUGAAUAAAUAGCACUGGUGCUUUCUAGAGGAUCAUACUGUGUGUAGCCUGAAUGACACAUAUUCCAUAGGUCUGGGGAAACUCCAAGGUCUAUAGCAGUACAAAUAAAAAUAUUUGGAAAAAGUAUUAGAAGGGUUACAUCCCUUCCCUGAUAACCAGUGACAACACUGAUUGUGCUAAAUGGGCAUGGAAUAUGACCAUUGCAAUUUCUAUUAGUUGUAGAGGAAGCAGGAUUAUUGCCCGAUUUGAGGAAGCUCUGGGGAUGUGGCUCUUUGCUCCUCUUAUAUUAUCGUCUUCUUCUCCAUACCCAUCUCAUUUUUCCGUUGAGUUAAAUUGAGCACAGUCUAACCAGAGAUAUAGGAAGAUCCCAUUCAGACUGGGGUGGGAUGCCUAUUGCUUGGAUAAAAUUGCAGGAUGGCUUGAGAUGACUCCAGAUUUGAUUUGGCCCAACGUGAAAGGAAAGCCAGUUCUAUAGUUCUUAAAUCAGUCCAUUCAUUUUAAUGGACACCACAGUGCAAUAGAACACUUAUAACAGCCAGAUAUAUGAAUGCUUUGUUGUUAAAGAAAUGUAAUGCCAAUACAGAUGUGUUUAAUGUUAUUUUAACUAUUUUCUUUUUAUUGGCUGGAGUUAAGAAAAUAAUUGUUGAACAACUAUUGAGGGUUUUUUUUCCAAUUCAGAGGUUAUAUUGUCUCUAUAGAGGUAUCAUUCAGCAGGCUUUUAACUGGCUAGCAUGGAUUUCCCGAUUGUCUGUGCCUGCUCUUGAAGGUCCAACCUAUAUAUGGUUAUUCAGAAGUAAGUACAACUAUAGUCAGUGCUCCUUAUUCACAAGAAGGUGCCAAAGAGUGCAAUGUUAAUGUAUUUAUUUAUGUACUUGGACUUCAGGCGAAAGACAUCUAAUUUACCAACCUGUCUUGUUUUUCUUUUAUAAUGGAGUCUGUGAUCUCACUGUGAAGACGAGGUGUGCUGUGUUCAGAGUUUAAUCUUCCCAAUAACAUCAGAAGGAAAACAGUUCUGAGAUUUAAUCUCCGAUGGAUAGAUCUUCCUAGUCAAGAUGUGGUAUCUUCGUAAUUCAAGACUGAGACAAGGCUAGAAGAAUUACUGCUUCUCUUAGUUUUCCACUUUCUUCCUCUGCUUACUUUGGUUGUCUUAUGAUAGAGCUCCCAUGGGGCGCUGGGGAGGGAUAUCUUUUGCAAUCUGUAACAGUUUCUUCCGACGAAACAGAAUUUGCCCAGCUAUACCACACUUCCAAGAACUGCUGAAGAUUUCUGACUCUGGUGGGUGUCAUUUUAAGAAGCAAACUUCUGUUACAAGCACAACCUUUUACAUGUUUGUUCUGCACAUAUCCACACUAAGUAUGUAAUAACAUAUGCCUCUCCAGAACAACCACACAUGCUUGAAUAGUUAUAAAUUUUGUUGGUUGUCUGCAGUGAUUUUUUUUAAAGCUGAUUUGGAAAAUCACAAAGUGGUGGAGAUUGUGGUGACCCACAAAAAUAUGAUACUUGGAAAUCUUUUGCUUUUCAGCAGCAUGAGCUUGCUUUAUUGCCGUCAUAGCCACACACUUAUAGGGCCAAAAAUGUAGCUAGAAUGUGUCCAGAUGACUUAGUAUCCAUAUCAGUUACAGAACUCAAAUAUUCCCUGGCAGCACCAUCAGCUGAUAACUAAUGAGCCUCGAUGUUGGACAGCAUCCCAUUAAUCAAUCGAGGUGAAAAAUGCUUAUUUGAAAAACAAGACUUAGAUGCACAAAGGAGUCUCCAGAGGCAAGCACAUUCAUAAGGACCGGAUGAUACAACAGUAGGAGAUUAUUUUUGGUUUUGGUUUUUCCUCUCACUGUGUAACAGUGCUUCAGUAAAGCAGUGGGAAAAUGCAUAAUGAGUGUGGAUGACUGAUACAAAAUAGCUUUUCCACUUCUCCUAUUUUGUGUUCUAUGAGCUGAAUUCCAUGUUUUUUAUUAUCAGAGAUAGAUACAAAUUCAUAUCAAGGUUAUUCAGAAAUCACAACAAAAUCUGGGUUUUUUUUGUAACCAAACAUUUAAACAAGUUGAAAAACCUAGAAUAGAUUUCUUGUAAAAUGUUACCUUUUCAUCUGAGUGUAGCUUCAUAAAAAACAAAUUUGGAGGUUUUUUCCAGUUUGAUUAAAUUAAAAAGUAGGGAUUAGAAAGGCAAUGAAACACAGCAAUUUGAAUUUGUUAGCUUGGAAGCAUUCAUUGGGAGUGUCAUGGCUGAUGUUUAUUCUGGGAAUUUGCAAAGGAUAAAAUAUCUGUAAACACACUGGAGAAACAAAAUCAACCUGUGCUUUGCUGCAAGAUCUUAAAGCAUCAAGCUGGCUAUUUUUAGCACAUUUGCUCAUUCUUGUGAAUGAAAAUCCUGUCUCCUGUUUGGUCAGGAGUUUGUGGUUAUUAAAGUUUGCUUAAGGGAGAAUAGUUUUGCAGAUUUAUGUUACUUGUAAACAGGAACAGUACCCAGUAGGGACCAUUUUGGAUAAUCCAGUAUUGCAUCCACAAUUGUUGAAUGUUUUAUUAUUAAUAUUUCUAACAACAUAAAAUUAUAAUACAGUUAAAAUACACCAUCAGUGGCAUAAAACAGAUAUUAAUAACCCAAGCAAAAUAAUUUGAACUGAAUUGCUUUCAGUGAAAGUACUAGCCUCUGUAAAUAACCAGAUUGUAGCAUGGCACCAAGAAGCAUUGGUGUCAGGUGCCACAGCAAAAAGCUCCUCUUCCAUAACUGCAAAAUUUAUUCCCAAUUUAGAAUACAGAAGAGAGACCCCUUAACAAUUCCUAAUAUUCUGUAGGUGCUAUAAUUUGCCUUUAUUAGGAUCUUGUCCAGUAAAGGAUCAUUUUCAUCUUGAAAAAAAAAAUCAGUUUUGGAGUUUAGAAUCAUUGAGCAAUGAUGUCAUAAUCUGAAAUGUGUCUAUGCACGUGUAAUUCAUUGUGUGUAAUCUGAUGUGAAUACCAGACAUACAGUAUCAGAAAGCUUGUACGUGCAUAGAUUGUGCCCGUGAAAGUAGGAUUCAGUGAGGAGGUUCAGUUGCCAUCUGUUGGACCUCUGUGGGGUACCCACUUCCACCUUAAGCCCCCCAUCAUCCCCAGGGGUUUUGGGAUGGCUUGAAGGGCUGUAAAGAAGAGGACAGCUGUGUUAGUGGAUUUCUGCUGGUUUGAUGUUGGAUGUAAACCUACAUAAUUAGAUACCAAACUACUUCACUUGCAGUCAGAAUAGAAUUUAGAGUUCCCAGUCCAUUUGGUGCAGAGUGUUUAAGCUAUAGCAAAUUUGCCAAGUUGUAGCACUUUUUUAACCUGUAGCUCUCCGUCAGCAGUCUUGAAAAUGACAUAUUUAGUUUCUUCCAGCAGAGAUUGGAAAAUUACAUUAAGCUUCCAUUCCCCCGUCAGCAGCUUUGAAGAGCAAGAAAGCAGUUCAGUUUCUUUUCAGAUCUGAAGGAGUACUGCUCAACAGAUUCCCUAUAUAUGUGUGUAAGAGGUCAGUCACUUGUCACUGACUGGCAGGUGUUUGGCACCAUAUGACAAAAGCUCUGCCUCAUCUAGACAAGCAUUCAGUCAUUCAUUUACUCUCUUGUCUUUUCUCCAAAAAUGGGACUCAAGGUAACUUAUUGUAAGAUUAAAAAACAGGUAAAGUGUAUUGCUUAGAAAUAACAUUACCCAUUAAUGGAUGGACAGUAGGGAGGGAGGUAGCAAAGGAUGCAUCGUCCAUUGCCUUAACAGGUGUCAACAAAGAAACCUUCUGGUUUAAACGUGGAACUAUGCUUUGCAUCUCCCUCUUAGAUUAUCCCUCAACAAGAACUGUAGAGAUGCUUUUUUAGGAGCUGUUUUAAGAGGCUUGUAGCCAGAAGAUAAAAAUGCCCUAAACACUGCUCAAUAUGAUAAACUUCAGUGACAAUGCGUUAUAACACAGGUCAUCUUUGAAUGAAAGGGGUCUCUGUUAUAUAUCAGGAACAGAAGGCAUUACCCAUCCCAAUGGGCAGACAAACAACUUAAACAAAUCCAGCUCUGAUGUAAUUUGGCUUUGAAGAGUUGCAGUCGAAAAGGAUGUACUAGUAAGAAAAAAGUACAGUAUGUAUGUUUGUAUAGGUGUACCUCAGUUAACAAAGCCUCUGAUGUGCCUGGUAUGUCACCUUUUUUCUUGUCCUCUGUCUCUUUAAAAGUUUAUUUAGCAGUACACAGGGAAGAUGGUGAAACAGAUUGUAAAUGCAACUACACUAAAAUUAAUGCAAUUUGAAACCACUUUAACUGCUAUGACUCAGUGCAGCUAAUGAAAAGGUCCCAUCUCUUUGUAUUCACCAAAUGAUCCCGAGGAAAUGGUAGGACAGAGAGAAGAGCUUGUCUUGAAGAUUCUAGAGUUCUAGUGGGAUCAUAAAGAAAAAUAUGAUCCUUCAAGUAACCUGGACAAAACAGUACGAGGCUUUAUAGGUCAUUACCAACACUUUGAAUUAUGCCCAGAAACUGAUCAGCAGCCAGUUGUUACAAGAAGAGAAUUAUAUGCUUCAUGUAGCCAGCCUCAGUUUGGACCAAUUAAAGUUUCUGAUCACUUUUCAAAGAUACCCCACAUAGUGUACAUACAAUAAUUCUAGUGGGAUGUUGCUGUGGACAUAUCUGACUUUCCGUGAGCAGGCACAGCUUUUGCACAAGCUUUAACUGCACUAGUGCACUCCUGGUUUAAUGUUUAAUGGGUUUAGUGUUUAAUACAGAAAUACUCUCACAGUGAACCUGCAUUUAAAUGUGAGUGUAACUCCAUCUAACACAAACUGAAUCCCUUAUUCCCAGAUCUAUCUUUCAUUGACCAGGAGCAUGUCUACCUGGUCUGGAUUAAGCUUCAAUUUAUUCACCCUCACUGAGUCCAUUAUAGCUGUUAGACAUUGGUUUAGCACAAAAGCAGAUUCCUUGGAAGUAGAUGGACAGAAGUAAUAGAGCUGAGCAUCAACAUAUUGUGACAUCUGACCCAAAAUUUUUUCCAGUCUGCAGACUUUUCCAGUGGUUUCAUGUAGAUGUCAAAUAGCAUAGGGGCCAAGACAGGAGGGAUUCCAAUGACCAAGGAGUUGAACAGAAAUCCUCCAGCACCACUCUCUAAGAGCAGCCAUCCAGGAAAAGGAACCAUCCUAAUGAGGUGGCCCAAAGGAUAUGGUAUCAAAUGCCAGCAGGAGUUAAAAAAAAACAACCAAAAAACAACAGGGACAUAUCCCCUAUCCAGUUGCUAGCAUAGGUCAUCCACCAAGGUGACCAAAGCAAUCUCUUUUCCAUAGUUAGGCCAGAAAUCUAGGCAGUUCAUCUCAUCCAGGAACCCCUGAAGUGAAGAAUCUACCAAGGCUUACCUGGCCUGGUUGUUUCAUUUCACAUGUUUAUAUUGUUAGUUUUGGGUAAAAAGUUGCUGUAAACAUACUGAAACCCUUUUUUAAUGGUUUAGACCUAUUUAUUUUAGUUCUGGCUAUGGUACCAAAUUUUCCAGUACAGAAGUAAUGCCCGCGAAUAUAUCUACUCUGUUAACUGAGGUAUACUUAUAGUCAGUUAAGAGGAGAGGACUCUUGAGUUUGGGACUGAAGUCGGGAAUUCCUAUAGCUAGAUACAGACAUCUACGUUGUUCAAAAGAAUCCUUUUGGUGAAUUGUAAAAGCAUUUUAUUUAUUCACUAAUUCAUUUAAAUGCAAAACUAGUUUCUCUACACAUAAUAACAUUACUAUGGAAAGAACUCGCUGCCCUUUCCUGGUUAUAGGUGAGCAGAGAAACAUAAUCGGAAACUUGUCUUCCCCAUCUUCCUGUGACUACUAAUUGGUCACUCUUCUACCAGCCUAUAAACAGACUAUUAGGUCGGUAUACAUAUCGCAACAGCAAAAAAUGUCUUCCUUCUAUAUCCUCUGCAUGUUAAAGAAGUGCCAUGACUGGAACAAAGAGAUCAAUUCAUUAAAACAGUGUAGAGGAACAGAGAUACAUGAAAGUUCUGUGGAAAACUUCCUUAAAAAGCCUCCUCUUCUGCAAACUAAUAGCCAGCAUUAGAUUAAGCCUGACUUAAUAUAUCAGGAUUUGUGCUCAUUAUUACAGUAGAGUCUCACUUAUCCAACAUAAAUGGGCCGGCAGAACGUUGGAUAAGCAAAUAUGUUGGAUAAUAAGGAGGGAUCAAGGAAAAGUCUAUUAAACAUCAAAUUAGGUUAUGAUUUUACAAAUUAAGCACCAAAACAUCAUGUUAUACAACAAAUUUGACAGAAAAAGUAGUUCAAUACACAGUAAUGCUAUGUAGUUAUUACUGUAUUUACGAAUUUAGCACCAAAAUAUCACGAUGUAUUGAAAACAUUGACUACAAAAAUGCGUUGGAUAAUCCAGAACGUUGGAUAAGCGAAUGUUGGAUAAGUGAGACUCUACUGUACUUAGGUUCUGUAUCUAGCACUGGUAUCUCAGAAGGAUCUCAAAGAUUGUCUAUGCUAACCUACUACUUACUGAUAAAGAAAAUAUAUUACUGUGGCAUCUCUGAUAGCUCUAAAAAAUUCUUCCAUCUAAUGAAAAUAUCCACCCCUUUCCAGGGCAGUUACGUUCCACUAUAAAAGAGUCUUUACCAUGAGAAAGUUCUCCCUAAUUUUUUGAUAGAGUCUUUCUUGUCAUCUGCAUGCCCUCCAGGGCAAUCCCUAUGGUAUACUUCUAGUUUGGUGUGAAAACAGAACAAUGAACCUAGGAAGCAAUUUUCUAGGAUACAUGCCAUAAAAUAAUCCAUGCUGCACCACCAAUUUUACAUCUCCCAAAUAAGGCUGAAAUUGCUUAUAUGAAAAACUAAGAGGCAAUCGGUUUUGUCACAUGCAGUCUACUCAGGAAAGCAAGAGUUUGCAAUUUUUUACAUGAAAUUGGCUUUUCAAACUACCCGAAUUAAAUAAGGAUUUGGACUUUGUAUCCUAACUUUGUUCUUCAGAGCUCAAAUGUCUAUAAACCACUCUGUUGAGCCAUUCUGCCAGGCAAAGCACAGUAAACAGAUAGCUUAUCCUGUCUUUUUGCAAUCACAGUAGUAAGAAUUCUUGCAACAAACCAAGCAGAAAUAUAUGUUACAGUUAGCAGUUGACCAUUGUUUCUUCUUUGACUUGUAACGGGCAUUUGGCUAGUCAACCUGUAUUUUCAGGUUGUUCUAUGAUUCACAAUGUUUCCUGUUCGUAAUUUACCAAGUAUGAACAAAUACUGCAUUUAGUUGACACUUGUUGCAUAUUUCAAAGACCAUCAUUGUUUCACAUUGAUUUCUCUGCGCUCUCCACUCUUCAGGAAAGUUCCUUUGUGAGCAGAUUCAUUCUCAGAUUAAACACAGCCUUAAAUAAGGCUUAUCCAUACUGGACAGAGCUGUGCUUAUCCUGUUUGAGUGGUAUGUGGUUUUUUCCUGAGAUACUAAAAACAAAUCUCACAAUUCAGGUGUGCAAUAUAAGUAUAUUUUGUAAUUUCAAUAAGCCAAGGCUGCCUCAGCAUUAAAAAAUAACUGGUUGAUUGCCAAUUUCUGAUGUUAGAGAUGCAUCUCGGGGAUAUUUUAUAACGGCUGCUAUUGGCAUAUGCUGGUGCAAUCCGUGUAGAUCAAGCCACUAGAGUGUUCACACAAGAGUUAGAAAGGGAGGAAUUACACUGGUUUGUAAGAACUAUGCUGCUGCUGCUGCCAGAAAUAACCUCAUACAGCUAUCCUUUCUGAUCUACUAUGGCCACAACAUCAAGCAGCUAAAAGUCCCAUUGGCCAAGGGGCAUGCAGGCAGCAGAGCCAUGGAUGAACAUUGUGGCCAUCACACAGAAUGAAGCAAUGGUGGAGAUAAUAUCCAACUCUGACAAACCAUUUCAGUGAGCACUGAGAACAGUUUUUACUUUUCAGUAUGUCAAUAUGAUCUAGCUCUGUUUGUCUGUCUCUCUCUAUAUGUACAAACAGUAUAUCACAAUGUUGCCUUUUUGUUGGAAUUAUCAAAGUAAAAAGAUUGUAAACCAAAUUGAUGUAAUAAAAAUUCAAGAUGA
Molecule: messenger RNA, 14183 nt
Organism: Anolis carolinensis (green anole)
Lineage: Eukaryota; Metazoa; Chordata; Lepidosauria; Squamata; Anolidae
Gene: tmem151b
Product: transmembrane protein 151B
Exons: 2
Coding region: 724-2274 (516 amino acids)
Source: RefSeq, a predicted model, not a curated record